AUGUCAAUCACAGGUGAUAAGCUUAGGGUUGAUAGCUCCGUUGUAAAGAGUUGGUUCGACGGUCCUGUGGACAGCAUGAUUUGUCAUGUAAAAGAUAUAUUAUCUGAGCCAAAAAUGAAAGAUGUGAAACUAAUGCUCUUAGUAGGUGGCUUCGGGGAGAGUCGAUAUGUGCAAGAUAGAAUGGUGAAAGAAUUUGGCAGCAAAUACGUGAUUAUCCCGGAAGAAGCGGGACUUGCUGUUCUGAAAGGCGCCGUGAGAUUUGGCCACGAUCCUGAUAUAAUGUCUGCACGAGUGAUGCAGUAUACCUACGGGAUUCGUAUUCUGGUUCCAUAUGAUGAGUUUUUACAUCCGUCUAGAAAGUUAAAGGUCGUAAAUGGUGAGAAGAAAGCGAAGGAUGUGUUUGAUAAGUUUGUCACAGUUGGCUCGGAAAUUCCUGUCGGAUACAAGGUUACUAAGAGGAAAACCCCAAACGAUAUGAACCGUACAUUUAUACCUGUAUUCAGAGCAUCUUCUGAUGUUCCGUAUUUCACAACAGAUCAGGGUUGCAUGGAAAUCGGAUUUCUGGUGAUAAAUCACCCUGAAGGUAAAAGUCUGCAAGAUAAAGUAUUUGAUGUCACAUUCACAUUUGGUGAUACAGAGCUGUUUGUGGAGGCAAAAAUGCUGCAUUCUGAAAGAGAAUUUAGUUUUGACCAUCGACUGCUUGAAAUGAAAUGUGAGAACAAAAUAUAA
Messenger RNA from Ruditapes philippinarum (Manila clam), 729 nucleotides. RefSeq names its product heat shock 70 kDa protein 12A-like. The transcript has a single exon. The record is from RefSeq and is a predicted model, not a curated record. NCBI's taxonomy places the organism in Eukaryota, Metazoa, Mollusca, Bivalvia, Venerida, Veneridae. Bases 1 to 729 code for a protein of 242 amino acids.